Molecule: messenger RNA, 1122 nt
Organism: Cetraspora pellucida
Lineage: Eukaryota; Fungi; Glomeromycota; Glomeromycetes; Diversisporales; Gigasporaceae
Source: the annotation of a GenBank genome assembly
AUGGCAGAAGCAAGAUGUUUACCUAUAUUGAAAUAUGUAUCUACUUUGUUAAAUCCAAUUCCACAAUAUAUGGGUCAAAUGCCACCUAGUGAUUAUUGUGAUAUGAUUAUACAGACAUGGGCACCUGCUAUACCAAAUAUGAUGGCUCUUGAAAAUGCAAAUGCUGAAGAUUUUGAUGAUGCUGUCAAAGUCAAAAUUAUAAAAGGUAAAAUGGCUGGAAAAUAUGCAUCAGUACCACCUCAAAAUAAUUUUGUAAAUCCAGCAGUUAAUAUUGAUAGUCCAGAUACUUUAAGAGCAUGGUUAAAUGCAAAAUAUCAACGAGAAACAGUUGGAACUAGCCAAUCAGCUAUUUUAAGAUUAUCUCAAGAAAGAUUUCAACCUUUUGAUAAUCCCGAUAUCUAUGAAACCCGAAUUCGUCCACUAUUAUUAGUAUUUCCUUCAUAUGAUGAAAUACAAAAAUCAUUUCAAGCUAUGUUAGAAAAACAGAAGGCUGAAUCCAAGGCUGAGAUUGAAAAAUUAAAAACCGAAUUCGAAUCAAAAAUAAGUCAGCAAUCCAAAAAAUCUCGCUCUCCAAUUCUACCUAAAGAUCAUGAACAAAUAUAUGAAUUUUAUGCAGAUCAGAGAGAUCCUAGAUGGUCAAAUCUUUCUAGAGAAGAAGCACUACAAUGGUUAGAUAAAGCUUUUCCUCCACUCAUAGCAAGUAAACCAGAACGAUUACGUUUAUCAAAUCAAAAUGCCAGAAUAGAUAGAAUAGAGUCAAAAGUAGAUGAAAUCGGUCAAAUAACAUCUCAAUUCGGGAGGAUGAUGCUUGAUAACAAAAAACCUUAUACAGAUGUGCCAGUUAGUGUAAAGGACAAAAAUGGUAAGAUUGUUACAGCUACUGGAAAUUUUGCUUGUAUUAAUAAUGGUGAACCUGAACCAAUGUUAUGUUUAGUUCAAGAUAUUCUUGAUCCAAAUAAAAAUCAAUUUCGAAUGAAGUUACAUGGGAAGACUUACACUAUCCCAACUUUUAGCAAGGCUACAGAGGUUAAUGAACCAGAGCAACAAGUUUCAGAUAUGUAUAAUGGUAAAGUUCUUGCAGAAAGAUGCUCUCAGCUUACUAAGGCAAAAACAGGCAUAUAG